GACGCUCGCCGCGCGAGCACCAGGAGGGGGAGACUCGGACUCGCUUAUCUCCCGCUGUGCUAACUUCAAACUGCCCCGGCUGGGGGAGUUGAGAGCGCGCAGACAGGGCGAGAAAACUUCUCCACCUAGAAAGUUUCACCUUGGCGGGGGCGGGGGAGGGGCGGGAGGAAAGGCGACCCCCUCCCGGACUGGCGCUGCUCGCGGGCGGCAGGAAGGGCGGGGGCCGAUUUCCCCCUCUGGGUGGUGCCAGUCCCCACCUCAGCGGUCCUAGGACCGGCGGACAAGGCGAACUACCCCGCGCGAGACAGACGGACACGUGCUGGGGCGGGCAGGCGGGAGAGCUCCUCGGUCGGGUCUCCUGGCGGUGCUUCCCGCCUGGACGCGCCCGGGGCGGCCGCGGGCCGCGCGCGCCGAUGCCCGGCUGAGUCACCCGUCGGGUAGCGCGCGGGUGAGAAGGGGCGGAGGGAGCGCGGCCGGCUGACGGACCCGGCACUCGGCUCGGCCCCGCCGCAGGUGACCCGGACGCUCUCGCCGCCCAGAGCGCCCCGAGCGCUUUGUGACCAGAUGCGGAACCCAGUGGAGGGCGCGAGCCAGAUGUGGGGCGACAGCUGACUUGCGGCAGCGAGGCGCGGAGUACGCGGGUGGUCUCUGCGCGACUGACUUCGCGGUUCUCGGACACCGCAAGAUAAGCUUCUCACCAUGAGGGCCCCUGCUGUGCUUGCACCUGGCAUCCUUGUACUUCUGUUUACCUUGGUGCAGAAGAGCUGUGGGGAGUGCAAAGAGGCACUAGUAAAGUCUGAGAUGAAUGUGAACAUGAAGUACCAGCUUCCCAACUUUACUGCAGAAACACCCAUCCAGAAUGUUGUUUUACACAAGCAUCAUAUUUACCUCGGUGCAGUUAACUAUAUUUACGUUUUAAAUGACAAAGACCUUCAGAAGGUUGCUGAGUACAAGACUGGGCCCGUACUGGAACACCCAGAUUGUUCCCCAUGUCAGGACUGCAGACACAAAGCCAAUUUAUCAGGCGCUGUUUGGAAAGAUAACAUCAACAUGGCUCUACUUAUUGACAUAUACUAUGAUGACCAGCUCAUUAGUUGUGGCAGUGUCCAGAGAGGGACCUGCCAGCGACAUGUCCUUCCACGCAGCAAUACUGCUGAUAUACAGUCGGAAGUCCAUUGCAUGUACUCCCCACAGGCAGAUGAAGAGCCUGGGCAGUGCCCUGACUGUGUGGUGAGUGCCUUGGGAACCAAAGUCCUGAUAUCUGAAAAGACUCGGUUCAUCAACUUCUUCGUGGGCAAUACCAUAAAUUCCUCGUACCAUCCAGAUAAUUCAUUGCAUUCAAUAUCAGUGAGAAGACUAAAGGAAACGCAAGAUGGUUUCAAGUUUUUGACAGACCAAUCUUAUAUUGAUGUCCUACCUGAGUUCAGAGAUUCCUACCCUAUUAAAUAUGUCCAUGCCUUUGAAAGCAAUCAUUUUAUUUACUUUUUGACUGUCCAACGAGAAACUCUAGAUGCUCAAACUUUUCACACAAGAAUAAUCAGGUUCUGUUCUGUAGACUCUGGAUUGCAUUCGUACAUGGAAAUGCCUCUGGAGUGUAUUCUCACAGAAAAAAGAAGAAAGAGAUCCACAAGGGAGGAAGUCUUUAAUAUUCUCCAAGCUGCAUAUGUCAGUAAGCCUGGGGCCCACCUCGCUAGGCAAAUAGGUGCCAACCUGAAUGAUGACAUUCUCUAUGGAGUGUUUGCACGAAGCCAGCCAGAUUCAGCUGAACCAAUGAAUCGCUCUGCUGUCUGUGCAUUCCCUAUCAAAUAUGUCAAUGAAUUCUUCAACAAGAUCGUCAACAAAAACAACGUGAGAUGUCUUCAACAUUUUUAUGGACCCAACCACGAACACUGCUUUAAUAGGACACUUUUGAGAAAUUCAUCCGGCUGUGAAGUGCGCAGUGAUGAAUAUCGAACGGAGUUUACCACAGCUUUGCAGCGUGUUGACUUAUUCAUGGGCCAAUUCAACCAAGUCCUCUUAACAUCUAUAUCUACCUUCAUUAAAGGAGAACUCACCAUUGCUAAUCUUGGGACGUCAGAGGGUCGCUUCAUGCAGGUUGUGGUUUCUCGAUCAGGAUCAUCAACCCCUCAUGUGAAUUUUCGCCUAGAUUCCCACCCUGUGUCUCCUGAAGCCAUUGUGGAGCACCCAUUAAACCAAAAUGGCUACACACUGGUUGUCACUGGGAAGAAGAUCACCAAGAUCCCACUGAAUGGCUUAGGCUGUGAUCACUUCCAGUCCUGCAGUCAGUGUCUCUCCGCGCCUCCCUUUGUGCAGUGUGGCUGGUGCCAUGAUAAAUGUGUGCAGUUGGAGGAAUGCCCCACUGGAACAUGGACUCAGGAGAUCUGUCUGCCUACAAUCUAUGAGGUUUUCCCAACUAGCGCACCCUUGGAAGGAGGGACAAUGCUGACCAUAUGUGGCUGGGACUUCGGAUUCAGGAGGAAUAAUAAAUUUGAUUUAAAGAAAACCAAAGUUCUCCUUGGAAAUGAGAGCUGCACCUUGACCUUAAGUGAGAGCACAACAAAUAUGCUGAAAUGCACAGUUGGUCCUGCAGUAAAUGAGCAUUUCAAUAUAUCCAUAAUUAUUGCAAAUGGUCGAGGGACAGCACAAUACAGUAAAUUUUCCUAUGUGGAUCCUAUAAUAACAAGUAUUUCUCCAAGUUACGGUCCUAAGACUGGUGGCACCUUGCUAACUUUAAAUGGAAAGUACCUGAACAGUGGGAAUUCUAGACACAUUUCAAUUGGUGGAAAAACAUGUACUUUAAAAAGUGUGUCAGAUAGUAUUCUCGAAUGUUAUACCCCAGCUCAAACCACUCCAACUGAGUUUCCUAUUAAAUUGAAAAUUGACUUAGCCAACCGAGAGAUGAACAGCUUCAGUUACCAAGAAGACCCCAUUGUCUAUGCAAUUCAUCCAACCAAAUCUUUUAUUAGUGGUGGGAGCACAAUAACAGCUAUUGGAAAAAACUUGCAUUCAGUUAGUGUCCUGAGGAUGGGAAUAAAUGUACAUGAAGCAAGAAGGAACUUUACAGUGGCAUGUCAACAUCGCUCUAAUUCAGAGAUAAUCUGCUGUACAACUCCUUCACUGCAACAGCUGAGUCUGCAGCUCCCUCUGAAAACCAAAGCCUUUUUCAUGUUAGAUGGGAUCCAUUCCAAAUACUUUGAUCUCAUUUAUGUACAUAAUCCUGUGUUUAAGCCUUUUGAAAAGCCAGUGAUGAUCUCAAUAGGCAAUGAAAAUGUACUGGAAAUUAAGGGAAAUGAUAUUGACCCUGAAGCAGUUAAAGGUGAAGUGUUAAAAGUUGGAAAUAAGAGCUGUGAGACUAUAUACUCAGAUUCUGAAGCUGUUUUAUGCAAGGUCCCCAAUGACCUGCUGAAGUUGAACAACGAGCUAAAUAUAGAGUGGAAGCAAGCAGUUUCUUCAACCAUCCUUGGAAAAGUAAUUGUUCAACGAGAUCAGAAUUUCACAGGAUUGAUUGUUGGUGUUAUCUCAAUAUCAUUAAUAGUCUUACUAUUACUUGGGCUUUUCCUGUGGCUGAAAAGGAGAAAGCAAAUUAAAGAUCUGGGCAGUGAAUUAGUUCGCUAUGAUGCAAGAGUACACACUCCUCAUUUGGAUAGGCUUGUAAGUGCCCGAAGUGUAAGCCCAACUACAGAAAUGGUUUCAAAUGAAUCUGUAGACUACCGAGCUACUUUUCCAGAAGAUCAGUUUCCUAACUCAUCCCAGAAUGGAUCAUGCAGACAAGUACAGUAUCCUCUGACAGACCUGUCCCCUAUGCUUACUAGUGGGGACUCUGAUAUAUCCAGUCCAUUACUGCAAAAUACUGUCCACAUUGACCUCAGUGCUCUAAAUCCAGAACUGGUCCAGGCAGUCCAGCACGUAGUGAUUGGGCCGAGUAGCCUGAUUGUGCAUUUCAAUGAAGUCAUAGGAAGAGGACAUUUUGGGUGUGUAUACCACGGGACUUUGUUGGACAAUGAUGACAAGAAAAUUCACUGUGCUGUGAAAUCCUUGAAUCGAAUCACUGACAUAGGCGAAGUUUCCCAGUUUCUGACUGAGGGAAUCAUCAUGAAAGACUUUAGUCAUCCAAAUGUUCUUUCACUUUUGGGAAUCUGCCUUCGAAGUGAGGGGUCUCCACUGGUGGUCCUACCAUACAUGAAACAUGGAGAUCUUCGAAAUUUCAUUAGAAAUGAAACUCAUAACCCAACUGUAAAAGAUCUUAUUGGCUUUGGUCUUCAAGUAGCCAAAGGCAUGAAAUAUCUUGCAAGCAAAAAGUUUGUCCACAGAGAUUUGGCUGCAAGAAACUGUAUGCUGGAUGAAAAAUUCACUGUCAAGGUUGCUGAUUUUGGCCUUGCCAGAGACAUGUAUGAUAAAGAAUACUAUAGCGUACACAACAAAACAGGUGCCAAGCUGCCCGUGAAGUGGAUGGCUUUAGAAAGUCUGCAAACUCAGAAGUUUACCACCAAGUCAGAUGUGUGGUCCUUUGGCGUGCUUCUCUGGGAACUGAUGACAAGAGGAGCACCACCUUAUCCUGAUGUCAAUACCUUUGAUAUAACAGUUUACUUGUUGCAAGGCAGAAGGCUCCUACAACCCGAAUACUGCCCAGAUCCCUUAUAUGAAGUGAUGCUCAAAUGCUGGCACCCUAAAGCUGAGCUGCGCCCAUCUUUUUCUGAACUGGUCUCCAGGAUAUCAGCAAUAUUCUCUACUUUCAUUGGGGAGCACUACGUCCAUGUGAACGCUACCUAUGUGAAUGUCAAAUGUGUUGCUCCAUACCCUUCCCUGUUGUCUUCACAAGAUAACAUUGAUGGCGAGGGGGACACAUGACAGAUGGAUACCUCACAAGCCCCCUUCUGAGAAGCGUCACAGAACUUGCCAAACGGUAGUCUACACUUUGUUCAAUUUUUUUUUUUUUUCACUGCCUGGCCAUUGAAAGGGCACCAGAUAUUUUUGCUUUUGCCAAGAUUGCACUAUUAUAGGACUUUAUAUUGCUAUUUAAAAUGACUGGAUUCUAACGAAUUUCUCAGCUGACGGAGCAUCAGAGCCAGAAGCUUUGUCCCAUGGGCCAGUGACCAACAGAAACCCCACAGCUGUGAUGAUGCUCCUGUGCUUUCAGGCCAAAACCUGAAUUCCAGGUCGAAAUUUUUAAAAAUCAGGAUCCUACAUGAUUUCACAUGAGGAACAGAGGCAAUGAAUUUUGACGGCUUCUUGGUCACAGAAAAUUCAGAAGAAAUGGUAAAGUCCGGGACAGAUGUGGCCCCAGUACCAAGCCAUUCAUUUGCAAUUUAAGUGUUUCAAAGAACUUUCAUGUGUUGUAUGGUCACUAGUAUUUUUUUAUUACUGAUGUUGUCAUUUGCCCAUUAGGCAAACAUUCCCUUUUAAAUUUUUGUAUCACAUUCCUUUUAAUGGAGAAAUAUCCAAAGACAACACAGUGAACAUUUCAAAAUGGCAGGAUAUGAAAUGUGUUUAUAAAUUAAUAGGGACAUUUACAUAUUGUAUAUAGAUGACAUUAAGAAGGUUCUCAUAAAAUAGCUUAGUCACAAUGAAAAACUUAGUUGUCAUUUAGAAAUCAACUGAGAAUGAUACUGUUCUGAUGAUUGUGGACAUUUAGAUCGUUUGUCUAUUUUUUUAUGACGACUCU
Molecule: messenger RNA, 5662 nt
Organism: Lontra canadensis (Northern American river otter)
Lineage: Eukaryota; Metazoa; Chordata; Mammalia; Carnivora; Mustelidae
Gene: MET
Product: MET proto-oncogene, receptor tyrosine kinase
Exons: 21
Coding region: 700-4848 (1382 amino acids)
Biological process (GO): cell surface receptor protein tyrosine kinase signaling pathway; negative regulation of cell adhesion; semaphorin-plexin signaling pathway involved in axon guidance
Cellular component (GO): membrane; semaphorin receptor complex
Molecular function (GO): ATP binding; semaphorin receptor activity; protein binding
Source: RefSeq, a predicted model, not a curated record